GCUCAGUUCCACUCCUGUGCGCGCUUCAGGAUCCCCGCCACCAGCGGUAGGAUGUCGUGGAACCUGCAGUACCGCACCUCCAAGUUCCGCCACGUGUAUGGCAGACCAGCCAGUAAGGAGAAAUGCUAUGACUGCGUGCCCAUCACCCACAACGUCCACGACAACCAGUUCUGCGCUGUAAACCCCCACUUCAUUGCAGUGGUGACUGAGUGUGCGUGCGGGGGGGCCUUUGUUGUCAUUCCCAUACACCAGACAGGGAAGCUUGACCCACAUUAUCCCAGAAUAUGGGGUCACAGAGGGAAUGUUCUGGACAUCAAGUGGAACCCAUUCAAUGACUUUGUAAUAGCUUCAUGUUCAGAAGAUGCCACAGUGAAAAUCUGGGAGAUCCCCAAGCCCUUGCUAACAAAAACCAUUACCAGUCCGAAGAAGGAACUUCUUGGGCAUGUUCGAAGAGUUGGUCUCAUUGAAUGGCAUCCCACUGCUAAUAACAUCCUCUUCAGCUCUGGGUAUGACUACAAGAUAAUGAUCUGGAACCUUGACACCAUGAAGACCGUCAUCUCAAACCCAGUGAAGAUCCUCAAUGCUCACAGGGAUGUGGUCCUUUCUAUGUCAUUCAACACAGAUGGCAGUCUCCUUGCCACAGCCUGUAGGGACAGAAAGAUACGUCUGAUAGACCCUCGUGCAGGAACAGUCCUACAGGAAGCCAGCUACAACUCUCACAAAGCCAAUAAAGUCUUGUUCCUUGGAAACAUGAAAAAACUGAUCUCUACUGGAACAUCUCGGUGGAAUAAUAGGCAAAUUGCAUUAUGGGAUCAAGAUGACCUUUCUGUGCCUUUAUUGGAGGAGGAUCUGGAUGGCUCCUCAGGAAUCCUAUUUCCCUUCUACGACUCAGACACACACAUGCUUUAUGUGGUGGGAAAGGGUGAUGGAAAUAUACGGUACUAUGAGAUAAGCCCUGAGAAACCAUACCUGUACUACCUGAUGGAAUAUCGUUCUCAUUUACCACAGAAGGGAAUGGGAAUGAUGCCAAAGAGAGGCCUUGAAGUGUCAGCUUGUGAAAUCUUCCGUUUCUACAAACUGAUACCUACUAAAAGCAUGAUUGAGCCCAUCUCCAUGAUUGUGCCUCGACGGUCGGAGUCAUACCAGGAAGACAUCUACCCUUUGACGACAGCAGCCCAGCCAGCACUUACAGCACAAGAGUGGCUGAAUGGAGUUAACAAAGGACCUCUCUUGGUAUCCUUGAGACCAGGCUCUGGAGUUGUGAAUUCCUUACCACAGCUUUCUGAGCCAGAGCCACCCGCAAAGACUGAUGACCUGAGCCGGCACCAGGGCUGGGGAGGAAGGAUGCCGCUGGAGGAUGUGCAGGAGCCAAAUGAGAUUGAACAUAGAAGAAAACUUCUCAGAGUGGAGGAGAAAUUGCCAAAAAAUGAGCAAAUGUGCCUCUCCAGUAGCUUUGACAUAUUUGAGUGUCCACCACCCAAAACAGAAAAUGAGCUUUUGCAGAUGUUUUACCGACAACAGGAAGAAAUCCGUAGACUACGUGAGCUGGUAAACCAGAGAGAUGUUCAAAUUAAACAGAUGAAGCUGGAAAGUGGAAACUUCUCUAUGGACACAGACAGUUACUGAGGGUGCUGGCCUCCAGCUCUUGGCACCCCUGACAACUGCAGCAGACUCCUGUUUCUGUGGAUGACUCCUCCUAGUGUUUUUGCUGGGGGAAAAAAAGAUGUGUCAGGCAGCAUGGACUUCCCUGGCUUGUGGUGGUUGUAUUUCCCUAAUCAUCACCAGACAGUUACUUAUGGACUUGCUGUGCUUCUCCAGGCUCCCCUUGCUCGCAAGCUCACUUGUGUCAGAAGCUCAUGCAUUAAUGCUAGUGAGACACUUUGGAAAAUCUUGCUCUUCGGAUCCUGGAGAUCCUUUAGGAACAACCUGUAUUGCUGUUCCUCCACAUGACAUCAAGAUGGACACUGAAGGCAGCUACCAGCUUCUUUUCCCACUCCUGGACUCAGCAGUGCGGCUCCUGUGGCUGCUGUCCUCCUACCCUGGGAGACCACUCUGCAACUGAGCUUCACAGGCACCUCUAGCUCCCAAGUGAUCCUCAUGCACCACUCUUGCCUCAUGGCUCGGCCCUAAACCUGAGUGGCUGGGCAAAGCGAUAGCUGCCCUUAACUUGGAGAUAGUCCUGCUCUGAGCGGGAGGCUGCACUGGGGCU
Messenger RNA from Pezoporus flaviventris, 2209 nucleotides. RefSeq names its product coronin 2A (gene CORO2A). The transcript has 12 exons. Gene Ontology annotation, molecular function: actin filament binding. The coding region runs from base 52 to 1626 and encodes 524 amino acids. The record is from RefSeq and is a predicted model, not a curated record. Gene Ontology annotation, biological process: actin filament organization. NCBI's taxonomy places the organism in Eukaryota, Metazoa, Chordata, Aves, Psittaciformes, Psittacidae.